GGAUGCCGUUUCGUGUCGCGUUUUGUUGUCAUUCAUAUAGUAUUGGCUAAUUAAUGUUAGCUGGCUAUAACAUUCGCUAGCUAAAUGGUGCGGUUUAAGGUACAGAACCGCCCCUCUAGCUUACAGUAGACGUAAUUUAGCUGAAUGGUUGAUGCCAAUGUUAUGAUCAACAAAUGACUGAGUCGCCUUUUGUUGCUGGUCGGCUAACUUGGUUAGCUUUCUUGCAGUCGAGUGUAACGUUACUCCACUUCGACUGGGUAGGUCACCAUGGUUCGAGAGCGGGUGCAGAAGAAGUCAUACCAGCAGAGUCUGGAAGACAUAAAGGAGAAGAUGAAGGAGAAGAGGAGUAAGCGCCUGCAGAGUGCGUGUGCCACCAGCAGGGGGCUCUCUAAGAACAAGAGCAAGAUAAACAUGGUGAGCAGCAGCAGGCCGCUGCUCCUGAAGAGCGUGCAGGAGAAUAACCGCUCCCUGGCCCGCGCUCUGGAGGAGGAGAAGGCCAAGCUCCGGCAGGCGCAGGGGCUGGUCCUGCAGAUGAAGAGGGAGCAGCAGGCCCUGCUGCUCCACCUGCUGCUGCUCAGACGCAAGCUGCACGAGCGGGACCAGGGGGCGGGGCUCCCCAAACACACACAGAGUCCUCCCGCGAAGCAGGGACGUGUGGAUUCAGGAGCCGCACCCUUCGCCAGCUCCCCAGUCAGGAUCGAUCCUGCCUGUGACCAAGAGGCCUUCAAAUUAGACAUCUGCACUGAGGAAGAGCCAUCUCAGCCAAUGGACGAAGCCCCCUUGCACAUGGCGGAGGUUCUGGAGCGGGCGGCUUUGCCCAGGACAGUGACAGCAAGACGACGGCCUGAGAGCAGGAGAAGCUCCGCCCACAAGAGAGGGCGUCGCUCCUUCUGCCAGAGGAACGGCCCCGCCCUCCCGGAACCCUUCGCCUGUGAGGGGGAGGAGCCAGAGGAGGGCGGGGCGGCUGGCGGCCGGGGUGCCAAACCAGCCGCUGACCAGCAGGGGGAGCCGGAGCUCAGUCUGGACCUCGAGCCCCUCCCCCAGGAAUUUGGCCCCGCCCAGCAGUCCACCCCCGAGCCCCCGCCCCCUAAGGCGGCCCGGCCCCGCCCCCAGCAGCAGGACCAGCAGAGGAAGCCGACCGCUUCCCGUGCCAGACCGGAACGCGGGAGAAAGCCCGACCGCGCCCCCCUGAAGAGACCGUGGGAAAACGCCAAGCCCCGGGCGCGGUCCCAGAGCCGCGAGCGUGCCAAAACCAAGCCCAGGGCCACGCCCGGCGACAGGGCCAAGGCCACGCCCGGCGACAGGCUCAACGCCUCCCUGGGCUCCAACGACACGUUCGACUUCGACUGCGAGGAGGCCGUGCACCUCACCCCGUUCCGGGCCGGGGGCCGGCCGGCAGGGGAGGAGCCGGGCGGGGCCACGCCCGGUGGGGGCGGGGCCGGGGGCGGAGCCAGCCCCUCGAGCUCAGAGUCCAGCUCGUCGCAGGACGAGGACGACAGUCUCUACCAGCCCUAUCGGAAGGCCCGGCCGAACGCUGGGGGCGUGGCCAGAGCAGAGACUCCGCCCAGGAGGGCGCGGUCCAAGCGGAGGUCCAUUCUGCGGGCCCGCCUUGCGCUGGGACCGGGGCGGGACGAGGAAAAUGCUUCCCCAAAACCGCGGCCCACCUGCGGGUCCACCGAGGCGGGGCGACUUGUUGAUCUGUCCCAGAGUGAGGGGAUCCCUGAAAGCAACACCACCGCGGUUCCCCGUCACCCCAAACCUCGCCGCACGAGCGUCAUGGACAAGGAGAACCAGCCAGCCAACGACGGCGCAGACCCUCUCAGCUUUGGGGCGGAGUCAGAAGUGUUCCUGUCGGAGGCUGACCCCGCCCCUCUCACCCCGGGGGAGGAGCCGGCGGUGUGUCCGGCAGACGCCCCCCUGUGUGCAUUCACCGCCCCGACCUGCCUCACCCCGGCAACGGGGAGGAAGACCCGCCCCCCGGUUACCACGGAGAAGAAGAGUAGGAAAGGUACGUGUGGCCUCUGGGCGCGGUCCAAUCGCAGGUCAGGUCCGUGUGACGUGACCAAUGUCUCUUACGCAGCCUUCCGGAAGUUUUCAGCGGGCCGAUCCCACGGUGGCUCCGCCUCCGCCUCAACGGGCGCCGACUCCGCCCCCGGCCCCCCCCGCAAGCGCCGGAGCACCAUCGCCGUCGACUACAAGGAGCCCACGCUCAGCGCGAAACUGCGACGCGGGGACCGGUUCACGGACACCCAGUUCCUGCGCUCGCCCAUCUUCAAGCAGAAGCGCCGCUCGGCGAAGAGCGCUCGGACGCCGCUGAGCAAGUACAACGAGUCCUUCGUCGGCUGUCUCUGAGCGCGCUCAGUUCGCAGGGGGCGGGGCCAUGAGCCUGUCUCCAAACCAAGGGCUGUACCGCGUUGUGUUUUUUAACACCACCACUGAUGUUUUUAUUCCGGUGGGGUUUGAGUCAAUAUUUUCAGGGACUUUUUAUAUAUUUUUUGCUAUCUGCAGGAGAUAUGCAGAUAUACCUGUAUCGCAAAGGUCAGAUUUUUACCUUUACCUUCAUCAGAAUCAGCACUCCUGGUGAGCAGCUAUAACAUUACUCUUUAAGUCUGAGGAGCAGAACAGUGUGUGUGUGUGUAUUUUAUGAUCCAAACCAGGACAUAUUUGUGAUUGACGGGGGAAUAAUGAUGCUGUGUCAUGCCUGUGUGCACAGCCAAUCAGACUGUGGUUCCCUCAGUGUGUCAACCAAUGAAAUGUCCUCUCGCAUCAGUUCCACUCGUGUUUAUGCUAAUACGUUGUUUCCAUGUCCUGGAUUUUUUUUUUUUUUUUUUUUAAACAAAGGUGAUUGAAGUACUAUGAUGUAUAGGAACUACUGUGUAUUUCCUAAAUAAAAGUAUUACAUUUAAA
This is a messenger RNA of Anguilla rostrata (American eel), 2907 nucleotides long. It is a transcript of the gene sgo1, whose product is annotated as shugoshin 1. The coding region runs from base 268 to 2352 and encodes 694 amino acids. The record is from RefSeq and is a predicted model, not a curated record. NCBI's taxonomy places the organism in Eukaryota, Metazoa, Chordata, Actinopteri, Anguilliformes, Anguillidae. The transcript is spliced from 10 exons. Gene Ontology annotation, biological process: meiotic chromosome segregation. Gene Ontology annotation, cellular component: chromosome, centromeric region; nucleus.